CCAAGCGUAAAUUGAACUGAAAGAAGACAAUAAGCUCUUAAAAAAAUUUGGAGAAGAUAUUUAUUUGGUUAUAAAGAAAGAUUUAACGCGCAAUUAGUCUACGAUCUGACAAAGCACUUAACCAUCUAACCCCUUGGGCAAAAACAGUGUGUUUGAUGGGAUAACUUUUCGGCAAACAACAAAACAUCAGCAUAGCUAUACAUUUUUGUUUCGGUUCUUGUGGUUUAGUGGGGCUUUCAAAAUCUGGCAAAUUUAGGGGGUUUGAGAGCUCGCUUGUCCUUGAAGCAAGCAACAUCUGACUUUUGUAACGAAGACGAAGAUUGCAGGCCUUGGCGACGAAGAUUGUCUAUGGCUUUCACCUGGGGUUCUGCUUUUCGGAUCACUCUUUUGAUACUUCUUAUUGCUGCUGUUGUUUUCGCUUGUUUUACUCUCCCUGUUGAAAAGAUAUUGAAGGAUUUUCUCAUAUGGGUUGAACAGGAUCUUGGGCCCUGGGGUCCACUUGUGCUGGCUAUUGCAUAUGUUCCUCUGACAGUCCUGGCGGUUCCAGCAUCUGUGCUUACUCUUGGUGGUGGUUAUCUUUUUGGCCUGCCAGUGGGCUUUAUUGCUGAUUCUAUUGGUGCAGCUGUUGGUGCUGGGGCUGCAUUUCUUCUGGGCCGAACUAUUGGAAAAUCAUUUGUUGUUUCUAAGUUGAAAGAUUAUCCACAGUUUCAGUCAGUUGCCAUAGCCAUUCGGAGAUCUGGUUUUAAGAUCGUUUUGCUGCUUCGGCUUGUUCCUUUGCUCCCAUUUAAUAUGUUAAAUUACCUCCUAUCUGUGACUCCUGUUCCAGUAGGAGAAUACAUGCUAGCUUCCUGGUUAGGAAUGAUGCCGAUAACUCUUGCAUUAGUAUAUGUUGGAACAACUCUCAAGGAUCUGUCUGAUGUGACACAUGGAUGGAGUGAGUUCUCUAAAACUCGUUGGGCAUUUCUCAUUUCAGGUCUUCUGGUAUCUGUAAUUUUAAUGGUUUGUGUUACCAAAGUUGCAAAGUCUGCUUUGGAGAAAGCUUUGGCUGAAAAUGAGGAUAUAGAUGGUGUAUUUGGCUCUCCGCAGCUACCAGUUGUGGGUGAAACACCUGUGGAUCUCAGUCAACCUCUCAUAAUCAAGAUAGACCAUGUUGAUGACAAUCAUGAAAAAUGAAAAAUCCAAAAUUUGUGUAAAUUCUCUUUCGCUCCUUUUGAAAGUUAUAUGCCAAGGCGUAUGGUGAUUGCCAUUUAUGAUCUGUAUAGAGUUCCUUUUUUCACAACUGUACCAGUUCUGGAUGAAUUAUAGCUUAUUACAGAAAUAUGUAUCAUCUAAGAGUAGCUUUUAUCUUCAAUUUAAAACCAGUGAGUAAUAAAAUUAAUUUAUUAAUUGUUUUCAA
Messenger RNA from Mangifera indica (mango), 1396 nucleotides. RefSeq names its product TVP38/TMEM64 family membrane protein slr0305. Gene Ontology annotation, cellular component: membrane. The transcript is spliced from 9 exons. NCBI's taxonomy places the organism in Eukaryota, Viridiplantae, Streptophyta, Magnoliopsida, Sapindales, Anacardiaceae. The record is from RefSeq and is a predicted model, not a curated record. Bases 349 to 1173 code for a protein of 274 amino acids.